AUGCAACAGAGUAAAGAUUUAUCUGCCCAACAAGAAAUGCUUAACACUGAAACACUGAAGCUUUUCUUCGAGAAAGGUGGAAUGAACGAUGUUCAAGCUCGAUAUAUUUACCAAACUUGUUUAUACGCAACAGUAGAUGAUAAUCCUGUUUUAACACCUCUUCAGCCACGUGUAAAGAACAUGGAUAAUCCAUUAUGGACAAAGGCAAUGUGUUUCUGCAUUGCUUAUCUUCGUCGUUAUAAAAUGAAUAAUACUAUUCGUGCAAUUAAAUGCGAAUGCGAUAAUUUACCAAAAUCAACAGGAUUCGGCAAAGUCUCAGAGUUAGAGAUGUUUUGGAGAUCAUUACUUAAAUCUUCAGUUCAUUUGGGUGAUAAAACUUUUGACGAAUGUGUUAUUGAAUACAAAGAAGCAAUGGAUGAACUACAAAGACAACAAGCAAACAAGUCUCAAAAGCUUGAAGAUCCACAAUUAGAUGAUUAA
Trichomonas vaginalis G3 is the source of this 480-nucleotide messenger RNA. RefSeq lists its product as uncharacterized. NCBI's taxonomy places the organism in Eukaryota, Parabasalia, Trichomonadida, Trichomonadidae. The transcript has a single exon. The record is from RefSeq and is a predicted model, not a curated record. Bases 1 to 480 code for a protein of 159 amino acids.